AUGAGGACUAAUGGCGAAAAUAGUCCAUUUUGAACCCUAUUCUCCCAUUUUAGAACCCAAAAUUCAUUCCCUUCUGCCAUCUCAAAAAUCACACCGCAGCUCUCCCUUCUCUCAGUCAUUCAAGCCCCAUUCCAACCAUCGACGGCGAUGCGUGGGCACUCCGACGGCAUCCCAACGGUAUUGUAGGCGCAUGGAGCGGUGCACGCUGGGGAGGGUCGUGGUGCGAGAUUCGCGGCGGUGUGCGAGGGUGGUACUGGAGACUGCUGGGGCUUGCGGCGUUGGGGUCAAAGCUGCUAGGGAUUUCGGUAGAAAAUUUGUUUAGUGGGCUGUUGGGGUUUGGGCCUAGGUUUAGUUUAUUGGGUUGUUUUACUAUUUGUAAGGCCUGGACCACUUGGGCCGAUUACAAUUAUUAUCCAAGAAAUCUUCCACUCUCUCAAAAAAAUGAAAAGCAAAGUUGGAGCUCUCAAAAUAAAUGAAAAGCAACGUUAGAGCGAUGAUUGUAAAAUUUAAUCGUGAAAAAACUUAUGAUAAGUUGGAAUGAUCUUUCAUUAAAAAGGUUCUCUUUUUUUAA
Gossypium raimondii (Peruvian cotton) is the source of this 571-nucleotide messenger RNA. RefSeq lists its product as uncharacterized. Lineage: Eukaryota; Viridiplantae; Streptophyta; Magnoliopsida; Malvales; Malvaceae. The record is from RefSeq and is a predicted model, not a curated record. Bases 11 to 322 code for a protein of 103 amino acids. The transcript has 2 exons.